Spinacia oleracea (spinach) is the source of this 2351-nucleotide messenger RNA. RefSeq lists its product as uncharacterized. The record is from RefSeq and is a predicted model, not a curated record. Lineage: Eukaryota; Viridiplantae; Streptophyta; Magnoliopsida; Caryophyllales; Amaranthaceae. Gene Ontology annotation, biological process: meristem development; meristem maintenance. The transcript is spliced from 7 exons. The coding region runs from base 201 to 1883 and encodes 560 amino acids.
AAACGUGCAAUCAGCACGGAGGACCGCACGGAGAAGAUUCCGCAUGCACCCGGCGAAAGUCUCGAUGUUUGGCGCAGGGGCUGGGCUAUAAAUGCCCCUUUGUUGUGCCAUUUGAAGAGCACCCACAUUCAUUUUCCUUGCUUUUCUCUCUCAAAGGUCGACACUCUCCCCUUGAUCUUGUUGUUCUUGCCUUGUCCAUCAUGGCUGACGAGUCGUCACCUCCUCCAGGUGGCCACGAGGAGCGUGGCAUGACGCGUCAGUCCACUGGCGCGGGUCCCCUAUGGGUGGGCCCUAAGCUCUACGACGGUCGUGAUCUGCAACACGACCUAGAGCACCACGUGACUUCCCGCCUUCACGCGAGGAGAGAGACUACGGUUCGCGGCUAUGGCGCAGCGGCGAGUGAGACCGUUUUUAGCUUCCUGAGCUCGGACGCCCAGGCCUUGGUGAGGGCGAGCUCACUGUUUCCGGUGGUCGAGACCUUCUGGGAGAUACUGCGGCUUAACAUCUCCCUGUCCUUUAUGCGGUCGUUCAUGAGGUGGUGGUGGGAUACCACCAACACCUUUCAUUUUCCUUGGGGCGAGAUGACGAUCACUCCUGAGGACUACACGGCUUUGACGGGCUUGACCUUUAUAGGGAACCCCGUUCAUCUGAGGUCGGAUGGCCCAUCGCCGACUGUUGCUGAGGGUACCAGGCUCCUGGGCUCGUGGAUGGGUAGUAGAUUACCUUUGUACCAGCCCCGUGGGAUACCUUUCGCUGACCUGAUGUGGGCCUUAGAGCAUGGGGUAGAGGAGUCGCCUUCGAGACAGGCUCGGCUGUUCUACCUCCAUUUUAUGACUUCCACCUUUCUAUCGGGUCCGACUGACACCUUUGACUCGAGGUGGAUAGGCAUAGUGGAGGACGUGUCUACACUGGGUGACUAUCGCUGGGGCGAUUUGGGCUAUGCGACGCUCGUCGGCCAGAUGAGUUUGACGGUGCGCGACUCGGACCUGAGUAGACGUCACUUUGUGAUUACAUUAGCAGGAGUGCCGCGUUUGAUCGAGCUUUGGGCCUUUGAGCACUUACCUUGGCUGGCCCCCCGAAAGGGGCAGAGGCCUUUGGAGUACCCUGCCGGUCGUCGUUGGGGUUGGAAGAAGAAGCUGCCAGUGCGUCCACCGCCCGAUACCGUGUGGGAUCUCAUUCGGGACGGGAACCCUGAGCAUGUGAUUUGGACCCCAUGGCUCUCUUUUAGGGGUACUCAUGCUUCGGUCAGGGAUAGUUAUGCCCUGAGCCAGAUGCGGGUCUUGUUCGUUGGCCGCCGGGACCCGGUCUGGUACCUGGGAGAGCGGGUACGUAUGCAGACGGUCGGGGCUUUUUCGGUGCCUAGGCCUCCGCCAGCGACCAUGCUGUCUACUUGCUCGAUAGGCGAGUCAUGGAGGGUCCACUCGAGGACUGGCGUGCCGGCGGUGGAGUUGGUGAUAGAGGGAGCUAACUAUUACCAGUUUAUCCAGGAUUCUCUCCGUCUCCCAGAGCCUGGCGCUGAGUGUCCUGACCCUUCGUUGGGGGGAUGGGUGCUUCCCGAUGCUCGAAUCUCGUAUACCGGAGAGAGUGGAUCCGAGAUUGUGGAGACUUUCCCGGAAGACCGGGUUUUCCAUGCUCCGCUCCCUGAGGGAGUACAGACGGUUCCGGCCCGUACGGCCAACGCGAUGGUGGGGGUGAUCAACCGGUUGAAGUCCGCGUUGGUUCGAGCCCGAUCUGUACUUUCUUGCAGGAGCCCCCACUCUACUCGGACGGGUGCUGGACGUGCCGGGCCGACGACGCGGGUCCCUCGGGCGGGGGACACGGUCGUGAGAGAGAGAGGGCACGACACUCGCCCCUACGACAUCGCCGUUCUGACGCGGGGGUGAGUUCUUCCGGGGAGAGGUCCGAGCCGGAGCGUAGGCGACGUUCCGUGUCAGUGGCCCGAGAGCCUAGCCCCGAGUUGCAGUCACAGCCUCAUUUUUGGGGUGAUUCUGGCUGGGGGCCCUCAUACCACGGGGAGUGGAGUGGAUGGACCGGCGAGGCUUGGAGAUAUGGAGCCGAUGACGAGUCUUAGGCUUAUCUCCUGUUUUGUACAUAUUCAUUCUUGUAUUCCGCAUGUAUAUAUAUUUUUUGCGUUUUUUGGUGCAAGAAUGUUUUGAGCCUUCCGUGGGCUUUGUUUUAACAUAUUAUAGUAAUAUUAGCUUUCUAAACCAACGACGAAUUUUGAAAAGGGAAAGACUUUCGUAAAAAUAAUGAGUUCAUACAAGAGUGCACACAUAUUUUUAGACUAACCGACUACUUGGGGUAUUACAUAUGCAUGUUCACUAUUUUUUUGUUUUUUGCCGACUCGUGCC